CUGUGUGUGUGUGAGUGAAAGAGAGAGGGAUAUGAGAGGUUGUGUGAAUGUGUGGUGGAUCUCCUAAAUUAGGGGAACCUUCAGUUCUGAUAUUCAGUCCUUUUCACAAUAAUAGUCCUCUGGUUUCUGUAACAGCAGUUCCAUCUCUCUAGAGACCAGCUGUCAUUAACUAUAGCGACACUUCUGGUGUCAAACACUAUCCACUCCUAAACUACUGAUGCAGGCCUACUCAGUGUCUCUAUUCAGUGUCUCUGAAUCUCUACUCUGAGUCUCUACUCUGAGUCUCUACUCUUAGUCUCUAAUCUAAGUCUCUACUCUGUGUCUCUAAUGUGCAUCUACUCUGUGUCUCGACUCUGUGUCUCUACUCUGUCCACGUAAAGUCCCGGGCCAGAGGUCCGAGUCCGACACAGCUGCCUCCCCUAGAUGGAGCACGUGCUUCCACUCCCCCCGUCCCGCUACCUCACUGCUCGAGCCCUUUGUAUGAAAUGUGCGCGAGAAGACUCCGCAGUGAGCGGUGCUGAGUGCGAGGAAAACCGCCACCGACCCGGGACACACGCGCAUCAAACCGGAUUCGAGUGCACCGGAUUCAACCACGAGCUGAAACACCGAGUCUCAACUCCCGCGGUGGUUUACCGUGUUGGCGGGAUGUUUAUGUGAAGGAGCGCGACGCGUUUAUCGGGAAGUUUGAUCCGCCGGUGAGACCGCGGACCGACAGGCGCUCGAGCCAACAUCUCGCCCGAAACUUGCCGACUCUUUGUGUUCCGCCGCUUCCAGAUUUAAACUCCUCACCGGACUAUCGUCCCGGGGUACUGAGACCAGCCCACUCUCUACAUCCCGCUCCGGGUGAGCGUCCGUCGGGACCGGGCCGUGCCGACCCUCCGAUCGGCGUCCUGAACCACAUCCCCGGGUCUCCUCGCUCAAAGCGGUCCGAGCUGCGGGGGGCUGAUGGAGGUGAGGGUGUUCCCGCCUCUCCCGCAGACCGCGGCGGAGCGCGCCCGGCUGGGCCAGCUGGCCUACUCCGAGCAGGCUCUGGGGAGCAAGUUGGACGGAGAUUCCAUGUUUCUGGGCGUGUCCAACACAGGACUGGACUUCCCUUCCACUAAUCAGUUUCGUGUACCACAGCCGCCCCUCCCCCCCAGCAAGCUGACUCCGCCCACCCUGGCUGCUCCUUGGAGGAGGGAGAGCAACGACACACACCGGCUGCCCUGGCCCUUCUCUCUGGGCGAUGAGGACUUCAACAUCCCCCCCAUCACUCCGCCCACUCAGCCGGACCACGCCCACGGGGCGUACCACCCCCUGGCCCCCACGGCCUGCCGCCCCAGCACCCACCCCUACCACCUGCAGCCCAUGAGGGCCCAGCACGGGGGGCCGGGCCACGACGGAGACCCCUUCUCCCAGGAGGGCAGCAGCCCUGCCACCAGCACCCUGUCUGUGAUGCAGCAGAUGGUGAACUCUGACUCCCGCUUCACCAGCAGCCAGCAGCCAAUCGACGCAGCCCUGGGGCCCAGGAGCCAAUCAGGUCUGAGCCAGCAGGGUCAGCUGACCACCAUCAACCAAUCCCAACUGGGGCUCGCUACCAACCACUCACCCUCCCCACCAGGAAGUAAAUCGGCCACACCCUCUCCCUCCAGCUCUGUGCAUGAGGACGAGAAUGACGACUCACUGAGGGGGGAGAAGAGACCAGCAGCCUUCGACACUCCUAAGAAAGCCAAAACACCAAAGAAGAAGAAGAGGAAGGACCCCAACGAGCCGGUGAAGCCCGUGUCGGCCUACGCCCUCUUCUUCAGGGACACGCAGGCCAACAUCAAGGCCCAGAACCCCAACGCCACCUUCGGAGAGGUCUCCAAGAUAGUGGCCUCCAUGUGGGACGGCCUGGGGGAGGAGCAGAAGCAGGAGUAUAAGAAGAGGACAGAGACGGCUAAGAAGGAGUACCUCAAACAACUGGCGGCGUACAGAGCAAGCCUCGUCUCCCAGAGCUACAACGAUCCCUCAGACAUGAAGCCCCCGCUCUCCUCCUCCCCCUCCCCCUCCCCGGCCCUGUUUACAUCUAAACCCUCCACCUACCCUGGUCACCCAGGGCAACAACAACCAUCACACCCCGGUCACCCAGGGCAACAACAACCGUCACACCCCGGUCACCCAGGGCAACAGCAACCAUCACACCCCGGUCACCCAGGGCAACAGCAAUCAUCACACCCUGGUCACCCAGGGCAACAUCACCCCUCACACCCUGGUAACCAAGGGCAACAACCAUCACACCCUGGUCACCCAGGGCAACAGCAACCAUCACACCCUGGUCACCCAGGGCAACCGACUUCACACCCGGGUCACCCAGGGCAACAGCAACCAUCACACCCUGGUCACCAAGGGCAACAGCAACCAUCACACCCCGGUCACCCAGGGCAACAACACCCCUCACACCCUGGUCACCCAGGGCAACAUCACCCCUCACACCCUGGUAACCAAGGGCAACAACACCCCUCAAACCCUGGUAACCAAGGGCAACAACAUCAUCCGUCACACACUGGUAACCAAGGGCAACAACACCCCUCACAUGCUAGUAACCAAGGGCAACAACACCCCUCACACGCUGGAAACCAAGGGCAACAACACCCCUCUCACCCUGGUCACCAAGGGCAACAUCCUAGUAACCAAGGGCAACAACAUCACCCCUCACAUCCUGGUAACCAAGGGCAACAACAUCACCCUUCACAUCCUGGUAACCAAGGGCAACAACAUCACCCCUCACAUCCUGGUAACCAAGGGCAACAACAUCACCCCUCACAUCCUGGUAACCAAGGUCAACACUCUGGUCACCAAGGGCAACAACAUCACCCCUCCCACCCAGGGCAACAGCACCCUGCCACCCACCACUCAGGGGUAUACCCACCUUACCCUCACCCCCACCCCCACGGCCCACCAAUCCCCUCCCACAGCCCGAGCCUUAGCCCCCACCUGCCCAUGCACUCCCAGCUCCAGCUCCAGGCGCUGUCCUCCAGGGGGGCGGCCCCCAGGCCUGUGGGCAGCCUCUCCACAGCCUCUCCACCUCCACACCAACUCAGCCCGCCGCUACACAGCCAGGCCCUCCUGGGGGGGCUGCACAGCCCCCACCACCACAGCCACCAGCAGCAGCAGCAGCAGCAGCAGCAGCAGCAGCAGCAGCAGCAGCAGCAGCACCACAGCCACCUCCAGAACCCCCAUCAGAACCUCCACCAAAACCUCCACCAUAGCCCACAUCAUAGCCACAUGCAGCAGCAGCUGGCGGGACACCCCUUGGGCCUGGCCCAUCCUGCUGCAUCACUCAGGUCAUGGGGUCUCUGGUGUUUCCUCCCCCAGGGCUACCCCCACUCUCUCCAGUCAGAGUACCAGCCAAUGGGAGGAGGUAUGCUGAGCAGCAGAGGGAUGAUGUCCUCUCCAGCGGACUACCACCAGCUGGGGCGGCCUGGGCCGCAGGGCUUGGACUGGAGCUCUGAGUACCACGGCAGCGGGGGUCUCCAGAGGGACAAGCACCUGUUCCUGAGCUGAUCCAGGGUCAACGGUCGCCACACACGUCUACACGACCCCGCCGACGACACAGCCUCCCAACAUGACCCCGUCCCCAUGGACUCAAUCCUCCACACCAAACACAGAGAACCUGCAGACACAUGAUUAAGACCUGAGCCUGAAUGGUGCAUAACUGGACACGUCCUGCCCCCCCUCGACCCAAGCCCCUCCUCCCUAUCUGCUCCUCUUCUACUCCGUACUGGACCUCAACUACAUGAGCACUGGGCCUCAACCCAACAGCUUUACCUGAGCCACUACCACCGGUAGUGACCACAGGUCACCGCCACCCCACAAGAGUCCCUACCACCCCAUAAGAGUGACUGCCAACCCAAAAGAGUCACCGCCACCCCACAAGAGUCCCUACCACCCCAUAAGAGUGACUGCCAACCCAAAAGAGUCACCGCCACCCCACAAGAGUCCCUACCACCCCAUAAGAGUGACUGCCAACCCAAAAGAGUCACCGCCAACCAAAAAGAUCGACUGCAACCCCACAAGAGUCACUACCACCCACAGGUCACUAGCCACCCCACAAGAGUGACUGCCACCCCACAAGAGUCACUGCCACCCCACAAGAGUGACUGCCACCCCACAAGAGUCACUGCCACCCCACAAGAGUGACUGCCACCCCACAAGAGUGACUGCCACCCCACAAGAGUGACUGCCACCCCACAAGAGUGACUGCCACCCCACAAGAGUCACUGCAACCCCACAAGAGUCACUGCCACCCCACAAUAGUCUCUACUCACUACCAUCCCAUAAGAGUCACUACCAACCAACAAAAGUCACUACCAGUACCACCCCAAAAGAGUCACUGCCACCCCACAAUAGUCACUACCACCCAACAAAAAUCACUACCACCCCACAAGAGUCAGUAUCACCCACAAGAGUCACUACCAACCCCUCCCUUACCUGGCACCACAACAAGGACCUGAUGGCAUUGUUUCUGGUCUUUUUUUAAACACUACAGAGGGUUCAAAAGAUUGUUAAUGCAAGAGGAACAUGAGAUAUGCAGGGUUUGGUUUGAAAAUAAGAGAUUUAGAGAUCAACACGGAGGCAUAAAUGUGAAGGGCACAGAAGUUACGGUUAAUCUAUAAAUUAGAUUAACCGUAAUAAAUUAAUCAAAAGUAAUAAAUUAAGUGUUGGUAAAACCCCUGAUGUAAACCUUUGUGGAUGACAGAGGGUUACAUUAGGGGUUACCUGAUACAGCCCAGAGUCUAGACUCAUUCAACAGUGUUUCCCAUUUACAGAGCUUCUGAAGGUUAGCUCUAGUUAGCAGGGUAAGAGGUGGAGUGAGCUUCCUUGCAAUAGACCAGAACAUACCUGGGCUGUCACACCUGGGUCGUCACACCUACACUUAGGCCGUCAAACCUGGGACGUCACAGAUGGGGCAUCACACAUGGGGGUCACACCUGCCGUUUACCUGCUGUGAGGGAGGGGCCUGUGUACCUGCCAUGGGGGAGGGGCCUGUGUACCUGCCGUGGGGGAGGGGCCUGUGUACCUGCCAUGGGGAGGAGCCUGUGUAGGCAUGGCACGGCCUGGUCGCAGACUAGAGACUACUUAACAACCUGUUACUGUGUCUGGAGUGUACCUAUGUUUGGGUUUUUAAUAAUAUGAAGUUUUAUUUGGAUAACAUUGUUGUAUUUUGUUAUAAUAUGAAGUGUUAAUGAUGGUUUCUUCCUGUUUGUGUGGACAAACAGAAAGAGGCAGCAAUGUUUGUCCUUAUUUUUUUGAUUCUAAUGUGUUACGUUGACAAUAAAUGUGGUGCUGCCUUGAUGUGCAGCCAUCAUGUGAA
Messenger RNA from Gadus macrocephalus (Pacific cod), 5335 nucleotides. It is a transcript of the gene tox, whose product is annotated as thymocyte selection-associated high mobility group box. Gene Ontology annotation, molecular function: chromatin DNA binding. Gene Ontology annotation, biological process: regulation of transcription by RNA polymerase II; leukocyte differentiation. Lineage: Eukaryota; Metazoa; Chordata; Actinopteri; Gadiformes; Gadidae. The record is from RefSeq and is a predicted model, not a curated record. Gene Ontology annotation, cellular component: nucleus.